Molecule: messenger RNA, 270 nt
Organism: Thelazia callipaeda (thelaziosis nematode)
Lineage: Eukaryota; Metazoa; Nematoda; Chromadorea; Rhabditida; Thelaziidae
Source: the annotation of a GenBank genome assembly
CACGACGAAGCGAGAGAAGCCAUCGGGGUGGAGGGCAAGCAUAGAAAAAAAGAUAAGCUUGUUAAAUUUCCACAAAUCCCUCAUAGAAGGACUUUGGCCGGUGAAAAACUUGGAGGUAAAGACUUAAAGGAGGCCAAGUGCGAAAGAUCAGGCAUUGUUCGACCUGGAGACAUGCAGAUGGGAACCGGAUAUAUACAACGUGGCUUAAUAUGCGAUCGUGGAUCAGCAGAUUUCUGGAACCCAUCACAUCAAGAUGGGCACGAAAAAUAA